GCAGGGACCGCCCUCCGUGAGGCGGCCCCGGCGGCGCAGGGCUGGGGAGCGCCCGGUGCAGGCGGUGGCGGCGGCGGGUGGAGUCGGAGUGGCGGGGUGGCCAUGAAGGCGGGAGCUACUUCCAUGUGGGCUUCCUGCUGUGGUUUGCUGAAUGAAGUGAUGGGUACUGGAGCUGUGCGUGGCCAGCAGGCCGGCUUUGGGGCAGGUGCUGGCCCCUUCAGGUUUGCACCAAACACAGACUUCUCGGCAUACCCGUCUCCAGCUGCUGCGGGUGCAAACAUAGUUUGCAAAGCCUGCGGACUUUCCUUUUCAGUUUUUAGGAAAAAACAUGUGUGUUGUGACUGCAAGAAGGAUUUUUGCUCUGUUUGUUCGGUCUCACAAGAGAAUCUUAGAAGAUGUUCCACUUGUCACUUGCUGCAAGAAACAGCCUUUCAGCGACCUCAGUUAAUGCGAUUGAAAGUGAAGGAUCUGCGUCAGUACCUGAUUCUCAGAAACAUCCCAACAGACACUUGCAGGGAGAAAGAAGACCUGGUGGAUCUUGUGCUGUGCCAUCAUGGAUUAGGCUCGGGGCAGGAUAUGGACACUAGUAGCUUGCAUUCGUCACGGUCACAGACUUCGGGGUUUUUUACUCAUCCAUUUUCUAUGUCUGUAUCAGUGUCGUCUCAAGGAGAACUUGCAAACAGAAGGGGAAGCACAGGAAACGGAACACCUUUACGGGGGCAAACUGAAACAUCUUCUGUAAGUAAUGAAGAAGAAGAAAGUGCAGAAGAGCAGACUCCUGGAUUGUCCAGAAAGCGAGCGAGGGCAUCUUUGUCCGAUAUUUCCAGCCUGGAAGACAUUGAAGGGUUGAGUGUUCGGCAGCUGAAGGAAAUACUUGCGUGUAAUUUUGUCAACUACUCAGGAUGCUGUGAAAAAUGGGAACUUGUGGAAAAAGUGAGCAGACUGUACAGAGAGAGCGAGGAAAACCACAAGACACAAGGUGAGAAGAUGCAGCUGAACGAUAACGAUGAUAACCUGUGUCGGAUCUGCAUGGAUGCUGUGAUCGACUGUGUCCUGCUGGAGUGUGGCCACAUGGUCACUUGCACCAAGUGCGGGAAGCGGAUGAGUGAGUGCCCCAUCUGCCGCCAGUACGUUGUGCGAGCCGUGCACGUGUUCAAAUCCUAAACCGUGACCAAAUGGGACAUCAGAGCCACCCUUCCAGGACUGCUGUGGGUGGGAGAGGCCAAACCUUGGGCCUGUGUCAGCUUUUUAGUGCUCGACAAACACAACGUUCUGAACAUUGGAAUCUAGAAACUUGCGAAACAUUUUUUUUUACAGCAUCGGGAAUCCCAGGGCCGGGCAGCGGCGCAGCUGGGCACACAGCAACAGCGCUGCCUGCCUGACCCGGUGAACCCGCAAACUGUUUACAGCAGUUCUUGCUCUCUUCUGAAGAAUUGUCAAGUACUGAACGCGAUACUUGGAGGUGAUAAGUGGUCAGGAAACACCAUUAGAGCGUUAUGUUGUCUUGUGCAUUAGAAACAAUGAAGCUAUCGGUUGAAUAUUCAGCUUUUACGCAAAUAUAGAAUGUAACUGCUCUGACACUGUCCCUGCAACAGUGGCAGCAGUAUAAAAUACAACUGUAGGAAGCACUGCCAUUAACUAUACUCGCACAGAAGCCCUUAAGCAAUCUCUCUUGCAGCGAUUGCUUUGUUCAGAAUGUCUGCCCUUACACGUGUACUCUCUUGGCCAUUCUUUGUCACUGUACAAACAGCUCUGUCACCUGGCUGGGCUCCGGUGUUUUGCAGGGCUCUGCCAGGUGGUGUCUAAAUACCGGUUAUCCAGUGUUUUUUAGUUGAGGAAUAAAGUAUUUUUUUAAAAAGGAGGGUAUAGGAAACUGCAUUAUUGGGGUCCUCAAUCCACUUAUGCCUAUUGUAACUAUUGAUCCUACGUGUGAUGAUUGUAUUCCAUGUGCCGACACCUGAUGUUACUGUGAAUACUGAUCAGGGUCAUGAAACUACUUGCUGCUAACCUGGGGAAUGUAUGGCGUUAUUAACCUUAACAGGAGGGGGGUUAGGAAGGAGAAGGGAAAGGAAAGACUGGUUGUUCAGAAGCCUCAAAUUCACAGCUGUUUGAGCCAGGCUCAGUCACUAUUAACCACGGUCCCCUGUGCUGUGUUUUGCUGUCUGCCUUUGGCUGAAUCUAGAGCUGUGCUCUGUGCAGCAGCAGGGUCUGGGUCCUCCUGGAGCAAGACCUUCAGGUGUCCUUGAGGGGUUGGGCUGAUGGCAGCAAGAACUGCUGUGCGGGGCCAGGGUGCCUCUCGCCAGGUCCAGCGUCUGAGUCAGUCCAGUAUAACAGGGGAGGGGUGACGAGAGCCCAGUCUGUCCCGGAUGGUUCUCUUAGAGGCAGGGCUGGUCACUGAAGCUGCAGUUUGUCCUUUUCAUUUCCCACAUGCCAGCAAAAUGAGACAGGGAUGUGGUUGGUGACUCCGAUGGUGGCUGCGCUGUCCUACCUGCUCUUGUCUUUUACAUUGAAAAAUUAAGCUGGCUUGAAAAGGAGAACUCGCUUCUCCUCAAAAUGAAACACAGCCUCAAACCUGCUGGGUAUUUUUCAGAAGGGAGCAAACCUCUCCACGGCUUUAUUUUUUAGAAGUAACUUUUUAAUGGUACUUAAUUCCUGGACUCUCUGCUAAUGAAGAAAACCGUACUCUGUAUUAUCUCCAUGCUGAUCAUCAGCCACAUGGGCUUAAUAAAGAUUUGUG
Cuculus canorus (common cuckoo) is the source of this 2737-nucleotide messenger RNA. RefSeq names its product ring finger protein 34 (gene RNF34). The record is from RefSeq and is a predicted model, not a curated record. Gene Ontology annotation, cellular component: cytoplasm; plasma membrane. The transcript is spliced from 6 exons. NCBI's taxonomy places the organism in Eukaryota, Metazoa, Chordata, Aves, Cuculiformes, Cuculidae. Gene Ontology annotation, biological process: proteasome-mediated ubiquitin-dependent protein catabolic process; protein K48-linked ubiquitination; negative regulation of extrinsic apoptotic signaling pathway via death domain receptors. The coding region runs from base 103 to 1164 and encodes 353 amino acids. Gene Ontology annotation, molecular function: ubiquitin protein ligase activity.